Mauremys mutica (yellowpond turtle) is the source of this 8143-nucleotide messenger RNA. It is a transcript of the gene NR4A3, whose product is annotated as nuclear receptor subfamily 4 group A member 3. Gene Ontology annotation, molecular function: nuclear glucocorticoid receptor binding; RNA polymerase II cis-regulatory region sequence-specific DNA binding; zinc ion binding. The record is from RefSeq and is a predicted model, not a curated record. Bases 3608 to 5443 code for a protein of 611 amino acids. NCBI's taxonomy places the organism in Eukaryota, Metazoa, Chordata, Testudines, Geoemydidae. The transcript is spliced from 7 exons. Gene Ontology annotation, cellular component: transcription regulator complex; nucleus. Gene Ontology annotation, biological process: cellular response to corticotropin-releasing hormone stimulus; regulation of transcription by RNA polymerase II.
GGAGAGGGAGAGAGCAGCAGCAGAGGAGUCUCCUUCCUCUCUCCUCACACACACAGAGAAAGAGAGAGAGACCCAGAGAGAGACAGAGGCAGAUCUCUAGCACUGAGCCAGCGCAUAUAAACAAAGGCACAUUGCUGCAGCUGGCUGAUCAUCACUCGCGCUCUCUCACACACACGCUCCACUCCGGAGCACCACCAGCAGCAGCAGCAGCAGGCUGCUCUCAGCUCCUGGUCUCUCAAGCUUCUGUAAUCCUUUCCCAUGACUCGGGAUAACGCAGCCUCCAGAUAUACAGCCUCCAAGAACCUCUUGGGUUUGCCUUUUAUAAUUUUGCCGCUGGACGGAGCCUACAUGCACAUUUAAGGAAACAGGCUUUUACAAACUAGAUGUAAAGACGGAACCGCCACAGCAAUCAAGUAUGUAUAUAUGAAUGGGAGAGAGAGAAUGUGGAUGGACUUGGUAAAAGUUGUGCUGCCGGUUAGAUUGCUCUUGAAAUGACAACUGUUUGUGAUGAACAUCAGUGUUACUAAUCUAACAUGCUGGGGGCUGUAACCUGAAACUUUUACUCCUUUCUGUCCUGGGUGGAUAUAUAUUUGAUGCUGUUCUGUUAGCCCGUACUUCAGACUUUUCCUCUCCUAAAACAGGAGAGCUGGGUUUGUGGAAUAGAAGCCUCAGCCGAUACUAAGGUAUUUCUGCUAGUUGUUGUCAUGGAAAUGAUGCUGCCGCCGGCGGUGGGGAGUUUGCAGCUCGGGUGAAGAAUGGCAGUAAUUUGUCUCUUCCUUUAACUGUGCUUGGGAAAUAAGUGGUUUUGUUUGUGCGAGUUAGGACUGUUUAAUAGGGACGGCAGGACAGGUUGAUCUGAUCUCGCUUUAGGAGAGAACAAACCAGAGGCUGCUGGAAGAGUUCGCCGAAGAGGUAAUUGUUGGAAUGUGGCAUAUUGUAAUGAAAUGAGGUGGGAUCUUUGCUAGGCACGUCUGCCUGGCAGAUGCUCCUAAGAAAUUUGCACUUUUCCCUUUGGAGGUCGUAAAUUGUAAUUACAUACUAUACUGACCCAGCACGUGUGUUACAGUACAGAGGAGCCGCAUUUCACUCGCUGCCUUACUCGCUGUAUAAAUGUCUCUCUUAAUAACUGCGAAACAGCUUCUAUCUUUAAAAGAAUCAGUAACAUACUGUCUAAUAGGCAUCCAAGUUUGGUAUAUUGUGGACAGCUAUUGGUCUGCCGUAUCGCGAUACUGCGCUGUCACGGUGGCGGUAUGGAUCGUCUAAUCUUUAAUACUUUAAUUUACAUUGUUGAGAAGUAUUGUUUGGUUUUUACCCUAUUUUGAGCUAAAGGAUUUAACUCCCAACGUUUUCCCAAAUAGAGGACGGAACAUGCUAUUUUCGGGGGGGGGGAGACUCUGCGAGAGUCACUUUCAAAUAAAUUUCGGGAAUUAAUCACUGGGAUUCUCUCCAGCCUGAUUCACCUUAUUAGCUUCUUCAAUUCAUUUUCUUUUUUCUCCGUGGAGACUGUUGUAUGUUACAUUCUUCUUGUCUCAAUGAUAACACAGUGAAAGCGAGAGGCUGAGAAACAGAGAACGGCCGGGGCCGCUCAGAGAUGAAAUUGACUGAAGUUGAGCGCGAUUUGCUGGAGUUCCGUGGGUUGGUGUUAUAGUUCCGUAGCGAUUAAAUGACAAAGUAGCCGCUGCUCGACAUGCAGCUGAAACUUUAAUUCAGUGACGCUUCCCCUUCGCGGUCCCUCCCGGGGUAAAGGAAGGUUUCGAAACUCCGCUGAAGAGCCACAAUCACAAUGGAGCAUUUCACGGUUUCCUCCUCAGAUUACCGGGGGGGGUGAGGGGGUGUCACUUGGGGCUGAAUGUAAAGUGUAAGGAGGAAGAAAGGCGCUUUGACAAGGGUAGUUAUUCCUUCCUAAUUUACAGCUCCUGGCUCAGCGGCUGCAGUCCGGAGGAGUGUUGCAUGUUUGAAGGCGCAGAGAGUGUCUCUAGGUAACCGGCGGCUUUGGGGGAGGAGAGGAGCCCUGGGGCGCUCAGUGCAGUGGAAGAAGUGGCCUUGCAAGAGCAGGGAGGGAUGAAAAACCCGAGGAGAUGAGCCGAUGAGCGUUUGACACCCCGGGCGCUUCGCGGGGAAUAAUGGCAAAAGUAGGCGAAAGUUCCUGACCGGGACUCGCGCUCAUAGACACAAGGUCUGGGGGGCGGGGGGUGUCUCUCCUGACACGGGCAGCGGUGUUAGUGCAUCCCCGCCGAAAUGCAAAGCCUCCCCUCUGAUACGCAGAUGUUGGCUUCAAGAAUAAGCGCGAAAAAGCCAAACCAGGUAAGAGAUGAGCCAUCGCAAAGCACCAGGGGGAGAGGGCAGAAGAGGACGCUGGGGCCUUCGGGGGCCAGGAGAAAGGCAGUGGGUUUUAGGGCUGCACUUGCUGAAUGAGAGGGGGGGGUUGUCAAUCAGGUACGAGGACGGCAAACGUUGCGGAUCCCUUCAGGUGCUGAAUAUCAUCGGAAGAGGGAAAGGAACUUCUUUAAAAUGGUGUCGGGACUGGAUGCCCGCCCCGUUGGGGGGUCUCUUACCCCAGACUAGACUAAAGCAUCGCUUUUAUACAGUAUGCGAGGGGCGCCGCAAGCCCGAGGCAGAGCUCCGGGGCAGGUCGAGAACAGAGCCUGGCUUUGGUGCUGAUCUAGGUUUGGGGGCUGAUCCCCGGGAUUCCUCCACCCCCCCGGGGAGAGAGCGCGCGCCGACCCUUCGGGGGCUGCACAGGGAAGGCAAGCUUGGGAUGUAAGAAAUCCUUUCAGUUCACAGCCAGAGUCUGUCUGCCUCGGACAUAACUGUCCCCUCUGGCCUGGAUCCACCCGGAUUUAAACUUCCUGCUGGCCCCCGAAAAUGCCCGCACAUGCGGGACAAAAGUCCAAGCAAUUUAGAGGGAAAGUUGCUAAACAUUUUCCACGACGCCCUUCUCUGUGCGUUUUCGCUGGGCGAAAGGAGCCUGCUUUCUUGGCUUUACUCCCAAUCCGAUCCUGAUAUUGCCAUAACACUGCAAUUGAAACAAGUGUGUAAACUUCCUUUCUGUGGCAUCUCCCGACUCUUCCCCUGGUGUCCUGAGCGAGAGAGAAAGGGGGGUGGCAGCAUUAGGGCUGGAGUUUGCCUAACCUCUAGGGGAAAGGCUGCGACCUGCUUUCUGAGGAACACGAGAAGCCCCUCGCCAGUUUGGGGGAAGCUGGGGGGGGGCUGAACUGUGCAUCUGUCUCUCCCCUCCCAGUUCCCACGUUAGCGCCUUGUUAGCCCAGGCUGCAGGUGGCCCAGGUGUGGCUUUCCCUUCCGAACCUGCCUCCCAGCUCUGCGGCUUGUUUGCAGUUCAGCCCGGGUCUCCGAGUUCCUGGGGCAGUCGCCGUGCCUGGCUGCUGGUCUCAGCCGCGAUCGGGUGUAGACCACAUUGUGACUCCCGCCCUCUCUCUUUCCCUGCUGUGUGACAGAGCCCGGGUCGGAAGAGCGCCCCACGCUGAGUCCCGGCUCCAAACCCGGCCCCGCAGAGCGGUCCCAGCCAGCCCGCAUUCCGCCUCCUCCUGCAGCCUCCGCCGUCCAGACAACCAGCCCCACCAUUCAGCGAGCAAGAUACCCUCCAGAUAUGCCCUGUGUGCAAGCCCAGUAUAGCCCUUCACCUCCUGGUUCGAGUUAUGCAGCUCAGACCUACGCAUAUGGCUCAGAGUACAGCUCGGAGAUCAUGAAUCCUGACUACGCCAAACUGACCAUGGACCUGAGCAGCACCGAGAUCACUGCCACCGCCACCACCUCCCUGCCCAGCUUCAGCACCUUCAUGGAGGGUUACUCUGGCAGCUAUGAGCUCAAGCCCUCCUGCCUGUACCAAAUGCAAUCUGCCUCCUCGAGCCAGAGGCCCCUCAUAAAAAUGGAAGACAGCCGGCUACAUAGUUACCACUCCUCACUGCCCCCCUCCACAGAUGAAGGGAUGCCCAGCACCUCCAUGUACUUCAAGCAGUCCCCGCCUUCCACGCCCACCACCCCUGGAUUCCCUUCUCACCAGGCCUCCAUGUGGGACGAACCCCCACAUCCGCUGCAGCCUGCACAGACCUGCAUGGCCCCCAGCCACUUGAUGGACUCUGCCCCUAUGAAGACUGUGCCCACCCGCUUCCCCCUCUUCCACUUCAAGCACUCGCCACCCCACACGCCUGCAGCUGGUGCCCACAUGUGCUAUGACCCUGCUGCCCUGAGCCUGCCUCUGGGAUCUGACAGACCCACUGCCAGUCAAGCCACUAUGGAGAACCAUCCUUAUGGGCUCCCCCUGGCCAAAAGAGCAGCCGCCUUAGCCUUCUCGCCACUGGGCCUCAAUGCAGCCACUUCCAGCCUCUUGGGCGAGAGCAGUGGCAGCAGCAGUGGCCUGCCUUCUCCGCCCAGCAGGAGCUCCUCAUCUGGAGAAGGCACUUGCGCUGUGUGCGGGGACAAUGCUGCCUGCCAACACUAUGGGGUACGGACAUGCGAGGGGUGCAAGGGCUUCUUUAAGAGAACAGUUCAGAAAAAUGCAAAAUAUGUUUGUUUGGCAAAUAAAAACUGUCCAGUGGAUAAGAGACGUCGUAACAGAUGCCAGUACUGCCGCUUUCAAAAGUGUCUUAGUGUCGGCAUGGUUAAAGAAGUUGUCCGUACUGAUAGCCUGAAAGGGAGAAGAGGUCGGCUGCCUUCCAAACCAAAGAGCCCUUUACAGCAGGAACCUUCCCAGCCCUCCCCACCUUCUCCUCCAAUCAGUAUGAUGAAUGCCCUGGUCCGCGCUUUAACUGACUCCACACCCCGAGAGCUUGAUUAUUCCAGAUACUGUUCCACUGACCAGGCUGCUGCAGGCACAGAUGCAGAACAUGUUCAACAGUUCUAUAAUCUUCUGACUGCCUCCAUUGACAUAUCCAGGAGCUGGGCGGAAAAAAUUCCAGGAUUUACUGAUCUCCCAAAGGAAGAUCAGACGUUACUCAUAGAAUCAGCUUUUUUGGAGCUGUUUGUACUAAGACUCUCCAUCAGAUCUGAUACUGCUGAAGAUAAGUUUGUAUUCUGCAAUGGACUUGUGCUUCAUAGACUUCAGUGCCUUCGUGGAUUUGGGGAGUGGCUCGAGUCAAUUAAAGACUUUUCAUUAAAUUUACAGAGCCUUAACCUUGAUAUCCCAGCCUUAGCAUGUUUAUCAGCUCUAAGUAUGAUUACAGGACGACAUGGAUUAAAAGAACCAAAGAAAGUGGACGAGCUAUGCAACAAGAUCACUAGCAGCUUAAAAGAUCACUUAGCUUUCAGCUGCCAAAACAAAGGACAGCCACUUGAGGCUGCAGAGUCUAAAGUACUGGGUGUUCUUGCUGACUUGCGUUCUCUCUGCACACUGGGACAGCAGCGCAUCUUUUACCUGAAACUGGAAGAUUUGGUACCACCCCCUUCCAUUAUUGACAAGUUGUUUCUGGAUACCCUACCUUUCUGAGUCUCAAAUUACCCUCAUGAAAGGCUAAUGCCCACCAGAGCAGGCAAAUGGAUUGUGACUAACUGCUAACAUUUCUGCCCUCACAUAACAGAAAAGCAACUCCAGCCCUAAAAUGAGGACUUUUCAGGCGCUUUUUCCUUGCCAGCUAAGGCCUAAAAUUUAACGGCUUACUAUUUGGGGGUUGUGCUCUUGUUUUUGUUUAUUUUUUGUGUGAUUAGGGUUUUUUUACAAAUUGCUAAUAAGGCACUUUUGGACAAUGCUAUCCCAGCAGUAAAAGGUUAACAAGACUGUUUUAAAUCUGUUGUGUUUAACACCUCGUCAUAUAUGGGGAAUACAAAUGUAGAAGCUGUGUUUGAAAACAAGAACAACAAAUAGUUGUUUGCCAGGGUAGUAUGUGUUUUGUGAUGAUACCUUUAGCAUACUUCCUGUAUCAAGGGCACACAUAUUGGCACAAACUAAACAAAAGUUCACUUUUUUUAACAAAGUACAUUCAACUGAAUAUUUCGUAUAAAUCAGAUAUAGCAAAAUGACAAUGGCUGUUAGCUCCCAUGUUCAAGUGCAAUUUUUUAAAGUGCUGUCUUACUAAGUCUUGUUUAUUAACUAAUUUAUUUUAAUAUGAAAAUAAAAUUGAAGAAAUCAAGUGAGAAGAUUACAUGCACUAACUUACACGACAAAGUUUCCCAAACUUGAAUCCAUGUAGUGUGACUUACUGACAAAUGUAUGUGGAAGACACAGGGACAAUUUGUGAUUCAGUUGAGCACUUGUUCCUUAGAUAAGGAAGUAAAAGUAAGUAGUGAUUGGAACGCACAGGGUCAGCAUCAGGGAUAGUUAAUUUUAGAUUUAAUCUAGGUAACAAGUUAGUAAAUAGACACAAGACAGUUUUGAAGAACAAGCAAGUCUUGUAAAAUAGUAUGAAUGUAAGAGCUAGGAAGGCUAUAGUGGGCUGCGUUUAAACAUUCCGUGUUCGUACUCCUUUUUUGUAUGUUUAUACUGUUGAUGCCAUAUUAAUAUGAAAUAAUUUGUUGCAUAGUGUCUUUAUUUGUAUAAACGUUUGUAUGCAUGGUAUAUUGUAAUGGCUUUGCCUGUAUUUAUUGCAAUGACUGCCAGCUCAUGGGAGCCGUGUUACACAAAGUAACUAAAUGGGGUGUUCACACUGACUCAGAUACACCAGUUAGAGAAAUAUAUAUAUAUAUAUAUAUAUAUAUAUAUAUAUAUAUAUAUAUAUAUACAUAUGUGUAUGUGUGUCUUUUUAUUAACCAUUUGUAUAUAAAAUAUCUGUCACUUCACAAGAAAAGUUAUUUUACAGUUUAUUUGCAGUGACUUUUAAGGCAGUACUGUUUAGCACUUUGAUAUUAAAAUCUUGCUCAUGUUUUGCUAAAUUCAAAUAAUAUUUAAAGAUUUUAGUUCUAAAAACGUUAUAUGCACUGUAUUAAGUCAAAAUUUUGUUGAACAUUUUGCUAAGAAUUUUUUUUUUGAAUGUCAGCCUGAUGUCACUGUAUCUUUUGUUAGCUUUAAACAUUCUAGCUUUUUGUCUUUUUUUAAACUAUGCUGUUUAUAUGGAAAUUAAAUUAUACUAUCAAACAGAUGCCAAAUGAAUUGCCUAAUUGCUGCAACAGAUAACCCAGAUAUCAAAUCAUUGUAUUGUUUUCAAGUAGUCAUCUGGAAUUUUAUCACUUAUUAUGUUUGGAUGUGCUUUUAUGAAAAUUAUUCUUAUAUCAAGAUUUCUAGUAGUGUCAAUAGGAAAACAGACUUCUAAUCACUAUAGUCAAUAUUUCCAGUUUACCUGAAGAUAAUAUUUGGAAACGUUUUGCUUUUAGUAUUGACUUUUAAGCUUAUGUGCAAACAUAAUAGUAUAAUUAAAUAUCAGAGAAGCUAACAUUUCUUGUAGGUUGGUGUCAGAUGCCUGAUCUGCAAGACAAAUCUAUUUUGACUGAAUUUGAAAUUUUGUAUAUAAUUUGUAUACACAAACGCGCACACACACACUAGACAUUCAAAAGUGUGUUUACUUCUGUCCCUUUGUGUAAAACAAGAUGCCUAAACACCGUUGAGGAUCUGGGCCAAGGUCCCUUGAGAAAUUAUCUUUAUUUCAGGACAAAUCCUGAAAGCUGCUGAGCACCCUUAGUUCCAAGCUGAGGACUUCCAGCACUUCCUGGGACUGGGCCCUUGAAAAGUAUUUUCACACAAAUCAGCAUAGUUUUUCUUGGAACAAGAUACAUUUAUUAGGAAGCAUGUUUUUGAUGGUAGCAGGUCCAGAGCUCUAUGUUAGACUUCAUGUCACCAAUGUGCUUCAGUUUUCCAUAGACGUUCAUUACUGAUACUCUCCAACAUCAUGUAAUCUGUGGAAUAUCCUUCACAUUUAUUUAAAUUCACAAAAUUUAUUUGUGCAGUAUGAUCAAUGAUGGAUCAUGAUAGCAAAAGAAAGAAUUAAAGAAGAUUAGCCUACUACUUUUGUUCGAGCUCUCUCAGUGUGAACAUGCCUUUUUGCAGGCUGAAUUCAGGAAUAUAUCAGCUGUUAAAGGAGAGUGCCUUGCUUUUAUUUCAGACAACAGAGUAUUUCAAAAAUUUCUCUGCUCUUCUAACAGCAGUGUGGGUUUUUUGUUUUUUGUUAAGCUGUGGGUUGAAAGAAAUGCUCUUGUACAUAUACAAUGUAAAUUAAAAACUAUUAAAUUGAAUAACAUUUUUUCAGAGGCCCCUGGUGUG